AUUGUAAACUUUGUAUUUAAAUAAUUGAUCUCUUUUGGAACAAACCGAUUUCUUCAGUGACAGUAUUUUGUUUAAGUAACAAAAUAAUGAGCUAAAAAAGAAAACUUCUGGAAAGAGUGAAUCAUUUUUCUCGGAUCUAUCAAAUGCAUAUUUCAUCUUAAACUAAAAAUUGGAAAUGAACAUGUAUAAAAUUUCUUUAGAUUUUAUUAGUGACAUGUUAGAUAUAAUUCUUAAAAUGAACACAAUUUACAUAGUCGGCGAAAAAAAUUAUGAGACAGAGCAGAGGAAGUCGCUAUGCCUACAACGAAAGAUCAAGUUCAUGAAUUCAUUGGAUCUCACAGCAUUGUGAUUUUUUCUAAGACUACUUGUCCAUAUUGCAAAAUGGCUAAACAGGUCUUUGAUAAAAUGAAUAAAAAAUACCUGGCUAUUGAAUUGAAUGAAAGGGACGAUGGAGAUGAAAUCCAAUCUAUAUUGGGAGAAAUGACUGGAGCUAGAACAGUACCCAGGGUGUUUGUGAAUGGAGUGUGCUUGGGUGGUGGAACAGAUGUAAAAAAAUUGUAUGAAAAUGGAGAAUUACAAAAAAUGUUUUAAUAUAUUAGCUCAUGCUAUCCAAUUCUACAUUACCUGAAAUAUUUAUGAUUCUGCUUUUUAAAUUCUGUAUUGUUGAUUUUUCUUUUUGAAUUAAUAAAGACUAUUAUUUACAUGGCAAA
This is a messenger RNA of Bombus terrestris (buff-tailed bumblebee), 710 nucleotides long. RefSeq names its product glutaredoxin-C4. Gene Ontology annotation, molecular function: glutathione disulfide oxidoreductase activity. The record is from RefSeq and is a predicted model, not a curated record. Gene Ontology annotation, biological process: cellular response to oxidative stress. The transcript has 3 exons. NCBI's taxonomy places the organism in Eukaryota, Metazoa, Arthropoda, Insecta, Hymenoptera, Apidae. Bases 295 to 591 code for a protein of 98 amino acids. Gene Ontology annotation, cellular component: cytoplasm.